AUGUUAAUUGGACACGCACCACCUGAAGACGGUUCAACCAUUGAAAUACAGGAGAUCACGUCAUCACCUUUAAAUCAAACAGAGAAUAAAGUACCAGUUAUUGAGGCUACUAAAUUACCCACCCCGUUAGACACUCGACUUGAAAGUGAGACACCACCGCCAAACCUUGCACAAAUUGGCAGUGAACAAACACCAUCUGAAGAGGCUACAAGUGAAUCACAAUCUGAAGAGUCCACCAGUGAAUCACCAUCUCAAGAGACAACAAGUGAGUCGCCAUCUAAACAGGGCACAAGUAAACCAACAUCUAAAGAGGCCACAAGUGAAUCACCUUCUCAAAAGACAACAGGUGAAUCACCAUCUGAAGAGGCCACAAGUGAAUCGCCAUCUAAAAAGGCCACUAGUAAAUCACCGUCUAAAGAGACCACAAAUAGGCCACUGUCUAAAAAGCCCAAAACUGAAUCACCACCUGAGGAGGCCACAAGUAAAUCCCCAUCAGAAGUGGCAACAAAUGAGUCGCCAUUUGAGAAGGAAACCAAUGAAUCACAAUCUGAAGAGAAAACCAGUCAAUCACCAUCUGAAAAGCCAACAAGUGAAUCACAAUCUGAAGAUGCCACAAGUGAGUCGCCAUCUGAGGAGGCAACAAGCGACUUACCAUCUGAAGAGGCAACACCAUCUGAGGAGUGACCCAUCUGAAGAGGCAAAAGUCAGUCACCAUCUGAGUCACCAUCUGAGGAGACAAUAAGUGAGUCCCCAUCUAAAGACGCAACAAGUCAGUCACCAUCUGAAGAGGUAACAAGUGAGUCACCAUCUGAAGAGGCAACAAGUGAAUCACAAUCUGAGGAGGCAACAAGUGAGUCACCAUCUGAAGAGGCAACAAGUCAGUCACCAUCUGACAAGGCAACAAGCAAGUUACCAUCUGAAGCGGCAAAAAGUGAGUCACCAUCUGAGGAGACAAUAAGUGAGUCCCCAUCUAAAGACGCAACAAGUCAGUCACCAUCUGAGGAGGCAACAAGUGAGUCACCAUCUAAAGAGGCAACAAGUGAGUCACUAUCUGAGGAGGCAACAAGUGAGUCACCAUCUGAAGAGGCAACAAGUGAAUCACCAUCUGAGGAGGCCACAAGUGGGCCACCAUCUGAAGCGGCAACAAGUGAAUCACCAUCUGAAAAGGCAGCAAGCGAAUCACCAUCUAACAAGGCCACAAGUGAGCCACCAUUUGAAGCGGCAACAAAAGGAAGAGGCAACACCAUCUGUGAGUCACCAUCUGAGGCAACAAGAGACACCAUCUGAGGAGGCAACAAGGAAUCACCAUCUGAAGAGGCAACAAGUGAGUUACAAAGAAGCAAGUCUGAGGAGGCAACAAGUCACCAUCUGACCAUCUGAAGAGGUCACAAGUGAGUCACCAUCUGGCACCAUCUCAGGAGGCAACAAGUAAAUCAAGAGGCAACAAGUGAGUCACCACCUGAAGAGGAAACAAGUGAAUCAUUAUCUCAGGAGGCAACAAGAAGACACAAGUCACCAUCUGACGAACAAGUGAGUCUCCAUCUGACGAGGCAACAAGUGACUCACCAUCUGAAGAGGCAACAAGCGAGUCACCAUCUCAGGGGGCAACAAGUAAAUCACCAUCUGAAGAGGCCACAAGUGAGUCACCAUCUAAAGAGGCAACACAUGAGACACCAUCUGAAGAGGCAACAAGUGAGUCACCAUCUGAAGAGGCAACAAGUGAGUCACCAUCUGACGAGGCAACAAGUGAGUCACCAUCUGAAGAGGCAACAAGUGAGUCACCAUCUGAAGAGGCAACAAGCGAGUUAACAUCUGAGGAGGCUACAAGUGAGUCACCAUCUCAGGAGGCAACAAGUGAAUCACCAUCUGAAGAGGCCACAAAUGAGUCACCAUCUGAAGACACAACAAGUGAGUCACCAUCUGAAGAGGCAACAAGUAAAUCAUUAUCUCAGGAGGCAACAAGUGAGUCACCAUCUGAAGAGGUCACAAGUGAGACACCAUCUGACGACACAACAAGUGAGUCACCAUCUGAAAAGGCAACAAGUGAGUCACCAUCUCAAGAGGCUACAAUUGAGUCACCAUCUGAAGAGGCAACAAGCGAGUCACCAUCUCAGGAGGCAACAACUAAAUUACCGUCUGAAGAGGCCACAAGUGAAUCACCAUCUGAUGAGGCCAGAAAUGAGACACCAUCUGAAGAGACAACAAGUGAGUCACCAUCUGAAAAGGCAACAAGCGAGUCACCAUCUGAAGAGGCAACAAGCGAGUUACCAUCUGAGGAGGCUACAAGUGAGCCACCAUCUCAGGAGGCAACAAGUGAAUCACCAUCUGAAGAGGCAACAAGUGAGUCAUCAUCUGACGAGGCAACAAGUGAGUCACCACCUGAAGAGGCAACAAGUGAAUCACUAUCUCAGGAGGCAACAAGUGAAUCAUCUUCUGAGGAGGCCACAAGUGAGUCACCAUCUGAAGAGGCCAGAAAUGAGACACCAUCUGAAGAGACAACAAGUGAGUCACCAUCUGAAAAGUCAACAAGCGAGUCACCAUCUGAAGAGGCAACAAGCGAGUUACCAUCUGAGGAGGCUACAAGUGAGCCACCAUCUCAGGAGGCAACAAGUAAAUCACCAUCUGAAGAGGCCACAAGAGAGUCAUCAUUUGAAGAGGCAACAAGUGAGUCACCAUCUGACGAGGCAACAAGUGAGUCACCACCUGAAGAGGCAACAAGUAAAUCAUUAUCUCAGGAGGCAAUAAGUGAGUCACCAUCUGAAGAGGCCACAAGUGAGUCACCAUCUGAAGAGGCAAGCACUGACUCACCAUCUGAAAAGGAACCAAGUGAGUCACCAUCUGACGAGGCAACAGGUGAGUCAUCAUCUAAGGAGGCAACAACUGAGUCACCAUCUGAAGAGGCCAGAAGUGAAUCACCAUCUGACGAGGCAACAAGUGAGUCACCAUCUGAAGAGGGCACAAGCGAAUCAUCUUCUGAGGAGGCCACAAGUGAGUCGCCAUUUGAAGAGGCAACAAAUGAAUCAGCAGCUGAGGAGGCGACAAGUGAAUCACCAUCUAAGGAGGCCACAAGUGAGUCACCAUUUGAGGAGGCAACAAGUGAGUCACCAGCUGAAGAGGCAACAAGUGAAUCACCAUCUGAGGAGGCCACAAGUGAGUCACCAUUUGAGGAGGCAACAGGUGAGCCACUAUCUAAAGAGACCGUAAGUGAAUCACCAGCUGAGGAGGCCACAAGUGAAUCACCAUAUGAGGAGGGAACAAGUGAGUCACCAUCUAAAGAGGCAACAAGUGAGUCGCCAUCUGAAGUUAACACAAGUCAAUCACCGUAUGAGGACGCAACAAGUGAGUCACCAUCUGAUGAGGCAACAACUGUGUCACCAUCUGAAGAGGCCAAAAGUGAGUCACCAUCUGAGGAGGCAACAAGUGAGUCACUAUCUGAAGAUGCCACAAGUGAAUCACCAUCUAAGGAGGCCACAAGUGAAUCACCAUCUGAAGGGACCACAAGUAAAUCACGUUCUGAGGAGGCAACAAUUGAAUCACACUCUGAAGAGGCCACAAGUGAGUCGUUAUCUGAGGAGACAACAACUUCUCCACCAUCUGAACAGGCCACAAGUGAAACAGCCUCUGAGAAGGGCACAGGCGAAUCGCCAUCUGACGAGGCGACGAGUGAAUCACCGUCUGAAGACCCGACAAGUCAAUCGCCAUCUGUAGAGACCACAAGCGAAUCAACAUCUGUAGAGGCCACAGGUGAAUCACCGUUUAAAGAGAGAACAAUUGAAUCAUCAUCUGAAGAGGUCACAAAUGAGUCACCAUCUGACGAAGUCACAAGUGAAUCAGCAUCUGAGGAGGCCACAGGUGAUUCGCCAUCUGAGGAGACAGCUAGUGAGUCACCAUCUCAGAAGGUCACAGGAAAAUUGCCGUCUGAGGAGACAACUAGUGAGUCACCAUCUGAAGAAGGAGCAAGUGAAAUGCUAUCUGAAGAGGCCACAACUGAAUCACCAUCUGUAGAGGCAAAAAGUGAAUCCCCAUCGGGAAAGCCAACAAGUGAAUCACCAUCUGAAGAGGCCACAAGUGAAUUACUAACUGAAGAGGCAACAAGUGGGUCAUCAACUCCGGCACUUGCAAACGAAUCAUCUUCGGAAGAGGUCCUCACUGAGGUCCCUCUCAAGACACCAGCAAGUGAGUCGCCUCUUAAAGUAUCUACCCAGAAAUUCCUUUCUGAAGCCGUUAGUGAAGUACCUUCUAUGGGGUUAUCGAGUGAAUCACCUUCUGAAGAAGGAAAAACGGAAUCACCAUCUUCAGCAGUCAAAAGUAAAAAUCCUUCGUCAAGGGGAACACCUGAAUUACCUGUUAGGACAUUACCAGUUCAAACUGAGAACCCUACUGAUGUAGCGGCUCAAAGGAAAUUCACUACAACAGCAUCCGCACAGGCCUCAAGUCAGUCACCAUCUGAAAAGGCUACAAGUGAAUCGCCAUCUGAAGAAGCGACAAGUGAGUCACAGUCUAAAGAAAGUACGAGUGUAUCACCAUCCAAAGAGGGCACAACUGAAUCACCAUCUCACCAGCCCUUAAGUGAAUCACCAUCUGAAGAGACAAGUGAAUUGCCAUCUGAAGACACAUCACGCGCGUCACCAUCUGAAGAGAAAAAAACUGAAUUACCAAGUGAAAAGGCCACAACUGAAUUACCAUCGGAAGAUACAUCAACGAGUGCAUUGUCAUCUGAGGAGGCCACAAGUGAGUCGCCAUCUGAAAAAGCAUCAAGUGAGUCUUCUGAAGAGACGACAACUGAAUUACCAUCUAAAAAGGCCACGAAUGUACCACCAUCUGAAAAGGCCACAACUGAUAUACCACAUGAAGAGGCCAGAACUAAAUCACCCUCUACAGAUCCUACAACUGAGUCACCACAUGAGGAGGCCACAACUGAAUCACCAUUUGAAGAGGCCACAAGCGAAUCAUUGCCUCAAGACGCCACAAGUAAAUCACCAGCUGAAGAGACAACAACUGAGUCCCCAUCUGUGGAGGCCACGAACGCAUCGACAUCUGAAGAAGCGACCAGUGAAUCACCAUCGGAGGAGAGAACAAGUGAAUUACCAUCUGAGGAGGCCACAAGUGAGUCGCCAUCUGAAGAGGUAAGAAGUGAGUCUUUUUCUGAACAGGUGACAACUAAAUUACCAUCUCAAAGGGCGACAACUGUACAACCCUCUGAAAAAGCCAAAACUGAAUUACCAUCUGAGGGGGCCAAAAGUGAAUCACCUACUGAAGAGGUCAUAACUGAGUCACCGUCUGUAAAGGCCAGAACCAAAAAACCUUCUAAAGAUCCUACAACUGAUCCACCAUAUGAAGAGGUCACAAGUGAAUCACCAUUUGAAGAGACCACAAGCGACUCAUUUUCUGAAGAGGCCACAAGUGAAUCGCCAUCUGAAGAAACCACCAGUAAGUCCCCAUUUGUGGGGGCCACGAGUGAAUCGCCAUCUGAACAGACGACUAGUGAAUCACCAUCGGACGAGGUAACUAGCGAAUCCCCAUCUGAAAAGGCCACAAGUAAGUCACCCUCUAAAGAGGUCAUAAGUGAGUCACCAUCUGAGGGGGCACCGAGUGUGUCACCAUCUGAAGAGGCCACAAGUGAGUCACCAUAUGAAGAGACCACAAGUAAAUCACCAUCUCAAGAGGCCACAAGUGAUUCACCAUCUGAAGAGGCCACAAGUGAGUCACCGUCUGAAGAGACUAUAAGUGAGUCACCAUCUGAAGAGGCCAAAAGUGAGUCACCAUCUAAAGAGACUACAGGUGAGUCACCAUCUGAAGAGGCCACAAGUGAAUCAACAUCUCAAGAGGCUACAAAUGAAUCACCAUCUCAAGAGGCUACAAGUGAUUCACCAUCGGAAGAGGCUACAAGUGAGUCCACAUCUGAAGAGACCACAAGUCAGUCACCAUCUCAAGAGACAACAAGUGAGUCACCAUCUAAAGAGGCUACAAGUAAAUCACCAUCUGAAGAGGCGACAAGUGGAUCAACAUCUGAAGAGGCUACAAGUGGGUCACCAUCUGAAGAGAACACGCGUAAGUCACCAUCUGAAGAGACCACAAGUGAGUCACCAUCUGAAAAGGCUACAAUUGAGUCAACAUCUGAAGAGGCUACAAGUGACGCAACAUCUGAAGAGGCUACAAGUGAGUCAACAUCUGAACACGCUACAAGUGAGUCACAAUCUGAAGAUGCCACAAGUGAAUCACCAUCUGAAGUGGCUACAAGUGAGUCACCAUCUGAAGAUGCUACAAGUGAGCCAUCAUCUGAGGAGGCUACAAGUGAAUUACUAUCGAAAGAGGCUACAAGUGAGUCACCAUCUGAAGAGGCCACAAGUGAAUCACCAUCGGAAGAGGCUACAAGUGAGUCACCAUCUGAAAAGGCCACAAGUGAGUCACCAUCUGAAGAGGCUACAAGUGAAUCACCAUCGGAAGAGGCUACAAGUGAGUCACCAUCUGAAGAGGCCACAAGUGAGUCAACAUCUGAGGACGCUACAAGUGAAGCACCAUCGGAAGAGGCCACAAGUGAGUCACCAUCUGAAGAGGCUACAAGUCAGUCAAUAUCUGAGGAGGCUUCAAGUGAGUCACCAUCUCAAGAGGCUACAAGUGAGUCGCCAUCCGAAGAGGCUACAAGUGAAUCGAUAUCUGAAGAGGCUACAAGUGAAUCACCAUCGGAUGAGCCUACAAGUGAGUCUCCAUCUGAAGAGGCCACAAGUGAGUCACCAUCUGAAGAGGCUACAAGGGAGUCAACAUCUGAGGAGGCUAGAAGUGAGUCACCAUCUGAAGAGGCUACAAGUGAGUCACCAUCGGAAGAGGCUACAAGUGAGUCACCCUCUGAGGAGGCUACAAAUAAGUCGCAAUCUGAAGAGGCUACAAGUGAAUCACUAUCGGAAGAGGCUACAAGUGAGUCACCAUCGGAAGAGGCUACAAGUGAGUCAGCAUCUGAAGGGGCCACAAGUGAGUCAGCAUCUGAAGAGCCCACAAGUGAAUCAACAUCGGAAGAGGCUACAAGUGAGUCACCACCGGAAGAGAGUACAAGUGAGUCACCAUCGGAAGAGGCUACAAUUGAGUCACCAUCUCAAGAGGCCACAAGUGAAUCAACAUCUGAAGAGGCUACAAGUGAGUCACCAGCUGAAGAGACCACGAGUAAAUUACCAUCAGAAGAGGCCACAAGUGAUUCACCAAAUGAAGAGACUACAAGGGAGUCACCAUCUGAAGAGGCCACAAGUGAGUCACCAUCGGAAGAGGCUACAAGUGAGUCACCAUCUGAAGAGACUACAAGUGAGCCACCAUCUGAAGAGGCCACAAGUGCGUCACCAUCUGAAGAGGCCACAAGUGAUUCACCAAAUGAAGUGACUACAAGUAAGUCACCAUCUGAAGAGGCUACAAGUGAAUCACCAUCGGAAGAGGCUACAAGUGAUUCACCAUUUGAAGAAACUACAAGUGAGUCACCAUCUGCAGAGGCCACAAGUGAUUCACCAUAUGAAGAGACUACAAGUAAGUCACCAUCUGAAGAGGCCACAAGUGAAUUACCAUCUGAAGAGACUACAAGUGAGUCACCAUCUGAAGAGGCCACAAGUGAAUUACCAUCUGAAGAGACUACAAGUGAGUCACCAUCUGAAGAGGCCACAAGUGAAUUACCGUCUGAAGAGGCCACAAGUGAUUUACCAUAUGAAGAGACUACAACUGAGUCACCAUCUGAAGAGGCUACAAGUGAGUCACCAUCGGAAGCGGCUACAAGUGAAUCAACAUCUGAAGUGACUACAAGUGAAUCAAUAUCUGAAGAGGCUACAACUGGGUCACCAUCUGAAGAGGCUACAAGUGAGUCACCAUCGGAAGAGGCUACAAGUGAGUCACCAUCUGAAGGGACUACAAGUGGGUCACCAUCGGAAGAGGCCACAAGUGAGUCAACAUCUGAAGAGGCCACAAGUGAUUCACCAUUUGAAGAGGCCACAAGUGAUUUACCAUAUGAAGAGACUACAAGUUCAUCACCAUCGGAAGAGGCUACAAGUGAGUCACCAUCUGAAGGGACUACAAGUGAGUCACCAUCUGAAGAGGUCACAAGUGAGUCACCAUCUGAAGAGGCCACAAGUGAAUUACCGUCUGAAGAGGCCACAAGUGAUUUACCAUAUGAAGAGACUACAACUGAGUCACCAUCUGAAGAGGCUACAAGGGAGUCACCAUCUGAAGAAGCUACAAGUGAGUCACCAUCGGAAGCGGCUACAAGUGAAUCAACAUCUGAAGUGACUACAAGUGAAUCAAUAUCUGAAGAGGCUACAACUGGGUCACCAUCUGAAGAGGCUACAAGUUCAUCACCACCGGAAGAGGCUACAAGUGAGUCACCAUCUGAAGAAGCUACAAGUGAAUCACCAUCUGAAGUGACUACAAGUGAAUCAACAUCUGAAGUGACUACAAGUGAAUCAAUAUCUGAAGAGGCUACAACUGGGUCACCAUCUGAAAAGGCUACAAGUUCAUCACCAUCGGAAGAGGCUACAAGUGAGUCACCAUCUGAAGAAGCUACAAGUGAAUCACCAUCUGAAGUGACUACAAGUGAAUCAACAUCUGAAGAAGCUACAAGUGGGUCACCAUCUAAAGAGGCUACAAGUGAGUCACCAUCUGAUGAAGCUACAAGUGAGUCACCAUUUGAAGAGGCCACGAGUCAAUCACCAUCUGAAGAGGCCACAAGUGAGUCACCAUCUGAAGAGACCACAAGUGAGUCAACAGCUGAAGAGGCUACAAGUGAGUCACCUCCUGAUGAUGCCACAAGUGAAUCACCAUCUGAAGUGGCUAUAAUUGAGUCACCAACUGAAGAUGCCACAACUGAGUCACCAUCGGAAAAUGCCACAAGUGAAUCGUCAUCUGAGGAGGCUACAAGUGAGUCACCAACUGAAGAUACUACAAGUGAGUCACCAUCUGAAGAUGGCACAAGUGAGUCACCUUCUGAAGAGGCCAUAAGUGAAUCGCCAUCUGAAGAGGCUACAAGUGAGUCACCAUCUGAAGAUGCCACAAGUGAGUCACCAUCUGAAGAGGCUACAAGUGAGUCUCCAUCUGAGGAGGCGUCAAUUGAGUCACCAAGUGAAGAUGCCACAAGUGAGUCACCAUUUGAAGAUGCCACAAGUGAAUCAGCAACUGAAGAGGCUACAAGUGAGUCACCAUUUGAAGAUGCCACAAGUGAGUCACCAUCUGAAGAUGCCACAAGUGAGUCAGCAUCGGAAGAGGCUACUAGUGAGUUACCAUCGGAAGAUGCCACAAGUGAGUCACCAUCUGAAGAUGCGACAAGUGAUUCACCAUCGGAAGAUGCCACAAGUAAAUCACCAUCUGAGGAGGCUAGAAGUGAGUCACCAUCCGAAGAGGCCACAAGUGAAUCAACAUCUGAAGAGGCUACAAGUGAAGCACCAUCUGAAGAGGCCACAAGUGAAUUACCAUCGGAAGAGGUAACAGGUGAAGCACCCUCUGAAGAGGCCACAAGCGAGUCACCAGUUGAAGAGGCUACAAGUGAGUUACCAUUUGAAGAGGUGAUAAGUGAGUCACCAUCUGAAGAGCCCUCAAGCUUAUCAUCUGAGGAGGUACCAAGCGAGUCAUCAUCUGAAGAGGGCAAUAGUGAGUCACCACCUGAAGAUGCCACAAGUGAGUCGCCCUCUGAAGACAGUACGAAGGGAGGAACAUUAGCAGUAGGGGUCACAACUGAGACACGAUCUACGGAUCUCACAACGGAGUCUCCUUCUAGUUCUAUUACUACAAAAAUACCUGUGAGAACCUUAGCACCUGUAACAGAAUCUACCCCUAACGGUGUUGCUCAGGUUAAAGUCUCAACUGGAUCAACAUCGGAGGAGGUCCCUACUGAAAGACCCUCUACAGCGUCAACUGAAAUACACCCAGCGCACACAACAGCUGUGGCUGAAAAUGAGGUGACGGAGACGACGACAUCGCUUGAUUUGGAGUCUAGCACACAAUCGGUUACUUUGACAACCGCUGAAUUCACUGAAGUUUAUACAGUUCCUACACCGACAAAAAUGACACCAACGCCGACUUCAGUGGAUGGGCAUUGUAGCGACAAUGGUAACGGUAUCGAAAGUUGCAAAGACACUGCCGUCAUUGGCAGAACUAAGGAUAAUAACGGUAAGGCAUAGUCAUGACCGUGCUAAACUUCCUCUCAGAAUAAGCUUGAUAGGCACCUGUUUUAUCGGGAAAACAAAAAAUGAAGUCUUUUUAACUGAUGUCCGUAUUAAGCGGGCUAGUUUUAUAGAAAAUAUACACGCGUUUCGUCGAGACAAUAGAAACCGUCUGUUAUAGGCGGGUCUCCGUAAGGAGCGUACAACUGUACAAGUAAAACCCUCGCCAAGCUAAAAUGUUUCGAUGCCUUGUUUCUCGUAUACACUCACGAACAAUUGUCCCGGUGAAACAUAACACGGUUGAAAACUGCGGAGACCUGGGACUACCGAUUGGACUAGUAGAAGGAGCCGUCAGCUUCAGCCGUCGGCUUCUCUCAAAACUCUUCUUGUCCAAACACUUUGAUGAUUUCUGGUGGCAUACCGCCAUAGAAUGAGCACCAUAUUUGAGGGCAAAAAUAUCAGUAACCGGCUUACCUGAAUAAGGGCCAAACUCUCCGUGCCUAUUGUCUGCUAUAUUGUUUUUACUUUUUCAAUGCUGAUUAUUAUGGCAAUAGAUGUUAUUUACUUGCAUCUGGUGGAUGACAUAGACCUCCUUCAUACGCUAUGAAGAAGGAAAGAUUAUGUGGGACUGCUAUUUGCGAGUAGGAAGUUUUAAAUAGCACCGCAAUGACAAGUCGGGUAACUUGACAAGCGCUGUGGCGCUCCUGGUUCGAGUAUAUAUGGUAAAUAGUAAAGAGUGGUUAGACAGAGUUACAUUAGGCACCAUUCCUUCGAGGGGGGAAACAGGAGUGACAUUUUUAACAGUUGCUGAAUAAAUGUAAUACCCUUUGUUUGCCAGAAACAUGCGAUCCCAGUUGCAAGCAAGGUAAAAUGUGCAUCAAAGUGGACAAUGACUACAUCUGUGACUGCCCCACUGAGUGCGACGAAGAGGAAGAGCCCCACUGCUCUGUGUUCCUGAAGGACUAUCAAAACCUCUGCGAAGUACAUCGCCACGCCUGCAGAAUGCAAAUUAACGUUGCUGUCAAGCAUAAAGGGAAAUGCGGUACUGAUGGUUUCUACACUCUAACCCUUUCUAGUACUGAUGAAUUCCCUUAUAUAUUGUGAUCUAGCCACUUAAGUUAGCAGAUUGUUCUGACAGUUGACCACAUCAAUAUAAAAAGAGCAGCAAAUUCAUACUGUUUUGUCGACGAAACACAUCAGGCUUGGUAAGGGAGAAUUAUCUUCCUGUUUUGCAUAUCUUUUUGAACAUCAUUUACAUUUUCCUAUAAGAAACCAGCAGCACGUCUCCUGUGAACCAAAUAGUUAAGUAGCAAUGUUUAGCUGGUCCUUCAGAGAAGAGAUUCUUCGGUCUUCCUCUGUCAACAAAUUUAACAUGUUUGCGACGUCAUUUUGCGAAGGAAAAAAAUCAAGCUACAGCAUAUCAAAGACAGUACCAUUAGCUCUAUCGAACUGAAUCUGGUAGUUUUCCUUCUGGGCACUUUCUCAAAGCAAUUUCAUCCAAAUCCCAUGAAAGCUCGGUCCUUUUCUGGCCUCUGUGUCUCAUCAAUGGGGGAAAGUGUAAUAUACCUCUUGGUGCUUCUAAAUACGGAACAUAAGUAACGCUAAAGUCCUUUGGGUUUUCCGGGUCCUAAUUUUUGUAGUCCAGUCGAAUUACAUUUAAAGGGUCCGUCACGCUAUUUGCCAUCUUUUUGAAAAGCUAGUACUUUUUUGGCAGUUUAUGAAUUCCAAAAAUAAUGGUCCAGUUUUGUUAUUCAAGACUUUAUUUAGGUAUUGAAACUUUUUUCUAUUGUCUGUUGCAAAGAAUGGCAAGAAUGGACAUGGAUUGAAACAUGAAAAAGUUGGGCAAACCUUUUCAAGUUUUCAUGCUAUGCCUACAAAAAUCACCUAAAAAAUUAUCAUGGUUAGUGCUCCCUGAUGAAAUUUGUGUGAUAUCCACUUUAUAACUCUACAGGCUCAUUUUGUGGAUGGGUAAAGGCACUGUAAGUAAUGAAUUCAGCACAUAAUUGACAUAAAACAGCCACUUUAACCGUGUUCGCAGUAGAGGGAGUCCGCUAUAUUAUGCAAGGAUUACUUGGACAGCAUGAGUAACUGGAAUAUUUUGUUAAAAUCGCUUCUUUUUGUAGACGAUGCAAGUGGCGAGCAGAUUUCAAAACUGGCCGAUGAAUCCUUGGUUCCAACGGACCAGUGUCUGGAAGAUGAAGUGUUACAGUUCGCAGAGCGCUUUCUGGAAUGGGCUCUAAUCAACAAAGCACUUUAUGACAGCGAUGAUCCAGAUUCAGUUGACCUGAAUGCUGUAGUACUUCAAGCACGCGAAUUUGGAAUCUCUGAAGUGGAGAAGAAAACUAUUUUGGAGGUAAAAAUUCUACUUUUAAUUUAAUGCCUAACACUGUACAAAUGUUGGUCUCCGUCAUGAAUGCCAGCAGGCCGUUCUUCUGCGCUUUCGGCGGCUACAUAUGUUGCGCAGUAGGAAGGGCACUCGUGUCCCACCGAUGUGGUCCAGGCUCGAAGUUCCGUAGUCGUAGGUUGAGUUUGUGUUGAGUUCUCUUUUUUUCUCCGAAAGGCGCUUCUCCGGGUACCUCGGUUUCCCGCCUUUCAAAGUACGAAACGUACGUUACCCUUCACAUCGUUUUAAAUACUGUAACAUUUUGUACAACUUAUAUAAAUGAUAUAUUGAUUUUACUACCCGUUUUAAGCAUUAUAGCCUGCGUAGCAGGCGCUUGGAAGUAGUGGGCACAAGAAAAAACGGGUGCGCGAGAAGGAGACACGCGAGGGGAGAGGAAGCGCCUGCACGGAAGGCCCCCGAAAAUCGUUUCCCGCCUCCUCUCUAAUUACUUGGCAGCCGUUGCGUGAUCUGUCAAAAGUUUUGACAGAAAACGACUGACCUCGCACAAACAAAGCAAGCCGCCAAAAAGCGUUGUACAUUUUAUCUUCGGUCUAAAUAUAUCUGUUAUAAAGAUCAGCUGGGUUAUCUGAUUAUAGAGCGAUGGGGCAAUAAACUGAUGGUUAACACACAGCUUUAAAUCGUUUUUUAACAUGGGCACAAUAAAUACGAAAUAACAAAGUCAAAACUGGGUAUCUUUUAAAGAAUGCAUGCUGUGUAUUAUAAAAACUAAAAAUAUUGUUCUGGUCAGACACCAACGAUCACAGCGUAUGUGGAAAAUGACCAUAUUGCUUUUACUGCGCUAACUGGCAGCCGUUUUUGGAGCAGACAUGUCUUACUAAGCGGACCUAAACCUCAGAACACAAACUGUACCGACAUGUUUUCUACUGCAGUAAUGAGACAUAAACAACAGACCUCAGGUCGCCUCCGAACGGCGAAUAAUACUAUAGUGAAAUGUUUUUUUCAAAUUCAUGCCCCUGGUAAGUGUUUCAUUUCAUCAAUCAUGUCCAAGUUUUGAUGGUAUACGUUCCAUCGACAGCACCAGCCGCCAAGUUCUCCUGAGCAAAGAAUAUUUCCUCUGAUCUUCAUUGCAACAAUUCGACAAAUCUUUUGUCUCUCGCCACUUCUGUUGAUGCGUAUCCGAUGUCAAUUCUUUCCAUCGUGAACACCGUUUGAACACUCCAACUUUUCUUUGAGAUUACAGCCACAUAGUCCCAUUAAACCAGACUGAGGUGACCUCCGAGACCUGAACUUACCCAGUGGUGUAAUGCAAGAUCUUCACUACGUUGUCCAUGUACUAUUGAUUGACAGUUUUCUCGCCCCUCGCGGUUAAUUUUUCCCUCGGGAGCCUCUCGACCAAUUGGAAAUAUCCGCACUCACAGAGUGCGAGUUGAAACGAUUUUCGGGGGCCUUCCGUGCAGGCGCUCCCUCACCCCUUGCCUGUCUCCCUCGCGCGCGCCCGUUCUCUCUUUCGCCCGCUACUUCCAAGCGCCUGCUACGCAGGCUAUAAGCAUUAAGAAGCUGAAAUGCCCCUUGAAGUGGUAAAAAGACAUAUGAAGCGAAAUCUUGCACAAUUUACAUCAUUAAAAACUGAAUCAUUGGAUAAUGCAAUUCUAGAGCUUAGCCAUCACGGUAUCUGAGCCAUUAUACUAUGCUCUCCAAAUAUGGUAACUGUACGCGUGUGCUCAAAAUUAAAAGCAAGCUGUAAAUCGGUUGUCUUUACAAAUAAAGUCGGGAUGAAUCCUCGAUAUUUUGUGGACGUUUUUAAUAAAGCAAUUAUUCCACUCAAGCUUGUUGGAUAUGAGAUGAUUAUAGCCAACUCAUAUCCAACGCGCGCUCGUGGAGUAAUUGUUAAAUAUACCAGUCUUUGAAAGUCUUUAAAAACGCUUUUAACUACACGGUUUGACACACACAGAUUCAAAUUCUAAAAACCAUGUACCCAAGGCGUCUGCUUGGCUUCAUAUUCAUUCCACUCUCUUAACUAUGUUUUGAUUUUCUUUUUAAUAGCAGCCCUUUUGAUAGCAUUUAUUACACAGGAUUCAACACGCGCGCUGCUUUGAGACAGUUCCACUUAAAUGGGAUCGUUCAUUUAAGCCUCUCACAUCGGGGGUUUGGGUCUGUUGGCCUUUUCACUUGCAGAAUUGGCUAGAUUCAAAAUUCGACAAAAAUUCCAAAUUGCAAUAAAAUACUGAAAAUACUGCUGAAGAAGUUUCAUUUCAUUUUGGAUGGUCACACCAUAAGAUUUUAUCCACAGACUCUAAAGCUAGAAUUACAAACUGAAUAAAUAGUACCAUGUUAAAGUACUGAUGAGAAGGUUUCAUUUGAAUGAUCACACCACAGAUUUGGUCCACAGACACAAAAGUUAGACCCAGAUUACACGAAUCCAUCAUUCACUAUGGGAGCGGAAUGUCGUGUCGUUCAAUUGGUAUAGGUAAUAGCACUCGUGAUAUUUCAAAAUUGUUAUAAUACGUAAUUUCAUGAGCCGUUAGGCGAGUGAGAUUUGAGACAAUUUUGAAAUAUCACGAGUGGUAUUUAUGCGAAAUAUCACGUACAAAUCAUGCUAUUAUUUGUUUAUACUACAACCCGCAAAAGGUUUGUAAUAUUCAAAUGUAGAUAUUUCAAAUUAAGCUGAAAUACCACUGCUCUGAGCCAAUCAAACUGCAGAAAUUUCUCAGUUAGUAGUAUAAAGUCUGUAAUCGUACAGCGUUAUCACUCGUAUGAUUGCAAUCUUAAGUGGUCCUAACUUUGGGCUGCUACCAACUGUUUCAACUUUGAUCUCUAGUUUCAUGUCCUAGUUAGAACAUGCGGUCACAUAGUAAGUAGCUCACAGUAUUUUCAUUUUUAUUUCGUUUUCUUAGUUCCAGUUUGACCAAAUGGAUCACAACAAGGAUGAUCUUCUUCAAAAAUCUGAGGUAGACGGAAUCUUGACGCAUGUCCCUCAUGAGGAAUGCUUGUUUGGUUUUAUAAUUUCAAGUGACACGAACAAAGAUCACGUCUUAGACAGAACUGAGUGGGAAGAAGGCUUUGCGCAUGUCGGUGAGUAUAAUCAACUUGAGUGGAAGCAGCGUGGCCGAGCGGUUAGAGCCCUGGCCGCUAGCUGGACUUUUUGCCCCUGGUCCCGAGAUCAAAUCCUCAGCCACACUUGUAAAAUAGCCAGCCGGUCUGCGUCCUACCAGAUGGGAUACCUCACUUUGUUACGUUCCAUUUUAAUUAUUGGUUUCAUUAUCCCUGAAAAGCCCCAUAAGAGGAGAGGAUAAUCCAAUAUUUAUUUAUUUAAUUAUUUAUUUAGUUAGUUAUUUUAACUUCCUUUGAUCUUUUAAUGCGAUUUUCCUAAAGCCGUGAAAGAGGUAGUAGACUAAUACAAGCCAUCACUCUCUAAUUCCUUGUUUUCUUUUCUUUACUUGAAACUAUUUGGCACUGUUAUAUACUGUUUCUCGGGUUUGUUAACACUCUAAAAUACAUACCUAUUUCUUGGUUAUCCGGCGGUCACGUCAGCCUUUCUCUCUGUAACUCUACGAUGUAUGUCCCCUCUCCUCUCAAAAAGAAAAAAAGGAUCUCAGGUCCUAUCGAGGCGUGAUAUAACAGAACAUGGCUUCCCCUAAGAAGUAACAAAAGUAAACACCUCGUUAAAAUAAACAUCUACUAUCUAAUGCGCACUUCAAUAGAUUUUGCGGUUUAAUUUUGGAAAGUUCUACAGGGACCAUGUUUGACGAGAAGGAAAAUAUCCAGACUUUUCAGUUUUUUACAUCUCGAAAUAUGAACAGCACCCGGUUUGAAAAGUUGCUUAAAACUGGACAUGAUUCAUUAUGGUAGUGCCAUGCUAACUUCACCUUAACUCGGGGCACGCUAGCUUAGUCCAGGUCAGCCGAGUUCGCUGAACAGCUUUACAUGUGACGAACUUAAUGCUAUGGGUAUAGUCCCUUGCUUUCGCUCAUUAGCUUUAGGUUCGUCACAUUUGGUUCGGACCUUACACAUGAAAUAGCCUGAGAAAAUGGCCGACAUCUUGCGACGCCACCUCUGGCUUUCCCGCCAAAUGACGUCUGAGGAACGAGCGUUGAAAUUCCAUACUGAUGACGUGUCACUACCCAGGUCUGGGUAGUGCUUCUGAUUGGUCAUGCCGCGAGGGAACUUUGAUUCAACCAAUUAGAAGCAGACUCAGAUCUGGGUAGACAAACGUCAUCAGUAUGGAAUUUCUGCGCUCGUUUCUCAGACGUCAUUUCGCGCGGAAACCAGUGGUGGCGUCGCGAAAUGUCGGCUCUUUUCUACUCAGGACACACUAAUAUAAUCGGAACGGGAUGACAGACUCGACCUGCCCACGGUGUACUACUUCCUAUUGAAAUCAUGUGAUCAUAGGGGGUCACACAAUUUCUACUACCUUCCCAAAAAGCGACGAGUUGGCUGAAGGGACUCAGUCCGGUUUACGGUCAAUUUGCCCGAAAUCAGAGUUAUGUCGCCCGAAAUGCUGAGUUAUGUGGCUCAGCAUACUCUUGUUUCGGGCGACAUAACUUCGGGCGAGAUGACUUUCGUGCGACUUGACCGGUUACCCUCAGUCCAAAUAUAUUAAGUGUGUUCAGUGCCUCAAGACGCUCUGAGUUAGGAAAUAUGGCAAACAAUGCAUGCACGAUUCCAAAUUCCGCUUCAUCUAACACUAAUUUAUAUUCCUUCCAGAAAGCGUAGCCGAGGAUGUGCUUAUUCCCUAAACACUUAUCGCCUUCCAUUAUCACCGUCAUCUUCCUCAGGAAUUUGUCCAAACACACGGGUUACGUUGGUGAAAAAGAACAGAAGGACUGUACAUUUAAUUAAACUGUAGUAAAUAAGACUUUUGCAAAUAGUUAUUAAAGAAUGGCUUACGUGUUUUGAAAGCUUUUCACCAGCAUAUAAUAUAUGUAAAUUUCAUGCCUACAAAGUUGGCGCGAUUUAGAUAAGAAAAAGAAAAGAAUCGCGCCGAUAAGGUUUAAACGAUGGCUUUGCAAUAUCUGUAAAAAUUUAGAAAUCUGAAUUAGAUAACUAAAACAACUACAGAAUUAUGUUGGCUCAUUUUUGGCUUUAGAAGACGUACUAGAUUAGUAGUGUGUUCCGUGUUCACCGGUGUGACAAGCUACAAUAUUGCUGUUGAUGAAUUCUAGGAGAAGUCGCUUUUACUCCGAUGAGAGUCAAACAGAACUGUAUAAAGGUGAAGCACAGGCUCAGAAAACUUGAUACAUUGAUCAUUAUUCAUCUGAGAAAAAGCUAGACAGGCAAUUCACCUUCGCUAUAAAUUCUGUACUUUCGCUUCAAAUUGAGGCGGAUUUCCACUGUCUUGUAAUAUUACGUGCGUACGCGCGCAAAUAACAUCGAGGCAAUUAAUGUAUGAAAGGCCGUCGAAAACGUAAAAUUUGAGCGAGGUUCAACUUUUACGCGCGAAGUUCUUACAUAUUUGCCUCCAUUUUUUUCACGCGCGUACGCACGUAAAAAUUAAUUGACAGUGGCAAUCCACUUAAAGACGGAUAGUGUCUAUCUGUAGUACUAGAUUUAGAAUUAUGAGGCAAAAUUCGUCUUCUACUUCUUAAACUUUAGGACUGUUGACAAAAAGAUCAGCUGAGGGUGGAUAAUAUAUCUAUGGUAUUCUGUUCGUAAAUGAAUCCUAUAUUUAAUAACCGAACCGAACAAAUAAUUAGCCAAUGAAACCUUAAUCCGGCUGAUUUGUCCUAACGGCAUAUUAGCUGCAUCCAGUUUGCUUUGGAAAUCGUUGUUGCCACUAAAGGUGGAGUUUAUAGAGAGAACGUCCUUUGCAUUAGAAGUAAUGUCCCUUGUAAUAGCUUUUGGAAGCCAUUAAUUGCAGUUGUGUGCAAUGAACAUGUCCUGCAAAUUCUGAUGAUAGUUGCAUGGUCGCUUCUGUUCAUUUUCCACACAAACUUAAUUAUUGCUUCAGAAUGUGAGCAUGUUUCCUGAAAAAAGAGUAGUUCACACCAACUUGUUUAUCAAUUUUCUGUAUUUUAAAACUCUACACUUAGAAUUGGCAACACAAUAGUCCUCUAUUAAUUAAAUAUCAGCCAAAUAACUAACAAAUAUAAUUCUGAUUCGCAAUAGAAUUAAUAAAACUUUCAUAACAAUCUGAGAUAAACUUUUAAAAAUGGGAGGAACGUUUUUUAUGUCACUCCACUGAGUUUUGUCUGGUUAAAUAUUGAUAUUGUAAAACCGGCCAGCGCUAUGAUCAGAUAGUGCCAAAAUCGCCUCAGUAAAAUUGUGUGUAACCACAACAUUUAAGAGACUACUAGAUAAAAAAAAUUAAACAAAGCAUGCAUGUGUGAUAUAAUAUUUAUGUCAAAGGCGUGCAUGAGAAUAUGCUCUCUUUUUAUUUAAGAGUUAUCUGUAGCAUUUUUUUACUGCUUGCCUGCAAUCUGCACAACUGAAAGCUUUAAGAUUUAGAAGGUCAUCACCAUAAGUUUCCUCUUGAUUAAAUUUCAUGUCUAGUCUAAAACAUUACUGAUGCCUUUUUCUUCUUUUCAUCUCCCCACUUAGGAUUAUGCUCUAAAUACAAAUUAAAUAAGAUGGCUUGGCAGAUUUGAUCUAGGGAAAAAUAAAAAUUAUUCUGUAAUCUUUAAGUGUUUUCAAAUUAAACUGUUGUUUUUGUUUAUAUUACUGCGGCAGUCACAGCGGCAAUGUUAAAGUAGCUGCCAUAGUUUCGUUACUGAAGAAAAUUGUAGCAUAACAGCAUAACAGCUGCAAAGACAUUGAUAGGGUAUUGAGGACAGCAGGGGUCAAGUUUAAGGUGCAACCUCAUUAGAUUUCUAAUAUAUUAAUAUAGUAUAAAAUAAAAUAGAGGAUAUUAGAUGGCUGAGCGGAGAUAUGAAAUUUCUCUUCGAGUGUUGACAAAUAUUUCAUGAGUGAGCGCAGCGAACGAGUGAAAUAUUUUUUUAACACAAGAAGGGUAAUUUCGUAUCUCCAAGCAGCCAUGUAAUGUUCUAUUUAUUAUAUAAACACCACUGAAAUACCAAACCAUUUCAGUUUAAUAGUUUUUUGGUGUGAAAGGCGCAAUUUAUUAUGUAGCCAUAGCAAUGGUGAUAUUUUCACAUGUGAAGAUAACAUGUUAUUUUCACUUGUGAAGAUAUCAAGUUUUCAUGCGAAAGCUCACCUGGUAUUUUAUUGGUGUUUAUAUAAGAAAGUAAAGUAAACUUUUGCAAAAACAUUAGUCUUCUCAUAAGUGUAUACACAUGCCAAACCAUUUGAUACUGGAUUUUUGCCUAAUUUUGAAUGAUUUCAUUGGCUAGGAAGGGGGAGAGUUCCAGUUGCUUUUAAGCUUACAAUAUUAUUUUGGAUUUUUAGCAUAAUUAAAUUAAUGUGACACUUGUAGUGUCUUUAAGUCUGCAAACUGUCUGAGCACCUGUGUCCAGGUGCUAAGUUAGGCUAGAUGUCAAAAUGCUAAAGUACACAGGUGUGUACCCAGUUGUGUUGAACUAGCUAGUGUGAACAGAAUUUAAUAAAGCUGCUAUUUAUCUCUAAUGUGACAAUUUUUUGUUUUAAUAAAACUGAAAUUAAUGUUCGCCAUUGUAAUAUAAUAAUCUGAUUGGUUUUCAUGCACUUUGUGUCAUCGCCAAUUCAUCAUGAUCGGAGUCAUAUAGGGGAGUAUUUUUUGCACAAAUGAUGUCAUGUGCCAUGCGUCACGAGGUCAUUAUCAUCCUGUCCCUAUCAAUUCUCAAUAUUUAAAGACGUGGGGGGUUGACAGCCCUGGUUAAGCACUUGUCUAGUAUGUACAACAAGAGUGAGAUCAGCCAAGUGCUUUGAGAUGGAGCCUUCAAUUUUAUGUUCCUUUUCUGGGAAGAACAUCAUUGGAGACCCAGGGGCUGUCAGUAGAUUAAUUUGGAAGAAAUGCUGCAACAAAGUUUUUUAAGGAUAGGGAAGAACCAGUCUCCCUGUUCUUAAACACUUUAAUCGUGCUGUUUCUCUCACUGAGUUGACUGAGUCUGCCCCCGAGUCUCCAAUGAUGGAGAAGUCUGGAAUGUCUAACCAUUAUCUCAAAACCCUGAGUGCCUGGCUGGGAAACCAAUCCUAGUUCUAUGGAUACAAAGCCUGGAACUCAACCAACUGUUUCUGAGCAGUCCUAAUUUGCAUGUGCAGGUGUUCUUCACUUUGAUGAAUAUAAAAUCAGUUCAAAAAGUAUUUUUCAGAUUUGCUAGCAAAUUAAAAAGACACCAAAGACCCUCACUCUUUUAGAACCAUUUCUACAGAUUUGACAUUAUCAUGCACUCCUAGGGCAGAUUCCAGUCAUGUGACUCAGCCCAGGGGGGUGGAGAGCAUGAGACCUUGAUUGCAAUGAUUGUAAUACUGGGGUGGGGUCAAUAUAUGGGAGGGGUGGAGGUUUCAAAUACUUUGAUGAUCUCGGAUGGAGAUCUUAAAGAUGAAGUUUAUACGUUAAGAGGAAUCAACUAGGAAACCAUGUUCCUUCCCCACAUAAUCGAAGGGGCCUGCAAAAGGAUUAAGUGCAAGUUUUGAAAGCGAGUAAACCAGGUUGCUCAUGAAUAUCUAUUAAAUUUCCCACUGAUCACUGGGCCGGGGGCAUUGGAAUGUCAUUUGUACAAAUUUUCUUGCUCUUUUUUGCCAGGUAAGAAGCAUAGAUUAUAAUAAUAAUUAUAUAUAAUCAUUAUUGUUAUAUUAUGGGCGUUAAAAUAUCAUUUUAAUUGGAAGAAUGGAAGAUGAAAAAAACUCAAAUUCCAACACUGUGGAUUGAAACUAGCAGGGUUUCCAAAGCCUGUUUUCCUCACCUUUUCUCCAUGUCUGUUUCAUUAAUAUCCUUCUCUUCUCAAACAACAGGUCGAAGAAGUAACUGAAGUAUAGCUACUCUUGUUUUCUACCUUUUUGAAGCCGGUUUUGCCUUUUUGAGCCAUUACUAUUCACCUGGGAACCGCUGGUUUAAUGAACUAAGGUCCCUCACGCGGCGGUCACGCCACAGCCUUCCGCGUGCGAAUAUCGUUCACGGCUUUAACCCAUUCGCCCCUGAACCGCCCGUAACCGCCCGUGCGGAUCCAGGUCCUUUCUACCCUUUGUGACGUCAUCAGUUUUAACGGUCAAGGACAACUUUCUUUGCUAACUUGUGUAGAGUGAAGAGGUCUUUCAAACAAUACCAGAAUGAGCACAAUUCAGUCAAGGACACCGGAGAAAGAAGCAAAAAACCACGUGACAAGAACCUGAAAAUCUCCAUGAAAAUCUUGUUCCAUUACCCACCUACCUUUCCUUUCACCUAAUCCUAAGAUCCUAAAAGCUUUCCUAAAAACUCUUCCCACCAAAAUGAAGCCUACUAAAUGCCCAGCAAGAGAAAAAAAAAAUGAGGCAAGAAAAGCGAAAAAAGAAGGGAGGAGAGAAAGCGAAAAGUAAAAGUCAAGACUGCUGUGUCACUUUUAAACCCGCAUGCCCGAACUUCGCAAGCUGAUAUUUUGCAUCUGGAUCGGAAGGCCGCCAAGUGUACAACCUGUAAACCGGUUUGUGGUAAGUUUUAGCUCUUUAUAGCACGACAGUGACCAGAAAACCACUCGACUAGCUUCAAAACGCGUUUUUGGGCAAAAUCUCCUGGAGCGAAUGGGUUAAGAGACGAACCUUGGACCAUCUUUUGAUUUUACUGUGGAGGAAAAACAAAUUUAACUUCGUUCCUGAAGUUGACAACGAAACGUAUGAACAGUGUAUCAGCUAGCCUCCCCGCAGACGUUAUUAGGGAUUCGUCACGCAUGUAUCAGCAUGUUUUUUUUAAUAUUUAUAUAUACUGUUUUAUAAAUUUGUAAGAAAGAUGGGGAUAUACGCCGAAAAAUAGGUGAAUAUCUCUGCCCAAUUCUGAAUCAAUAAAAAGAAUGCGAUGGUGAAAAAAAGAAGGAAAAGAAAAGUUUAUGUGACCCCGACGUGACUCGAACACGCAGCCUUCUGAUCUGGAGUCAGACGCGCUACCAUUGCGCCACGGAGUCCCGGACAAAAACCUGCACACUAUUUUAGGUCUUUCAAUCAUUUUUUUUUUUUUCUUUCAUGGCCUUUCCUUUCCAAAGGCCAAAGUCAGUAAAAAGAAAUUAGAGAAGGAAAUGAUUCUCAUAUGUUUAUCUGACUAACUGUCUGCAAAGGCUCAGAUAAAAUCUGAACUCAUUUAAAAAUCAGAUAUAAAACAAAACACAUAAGAAGUUGUCACGGUAAAUUUCACUUCCGGUUGUCGCCGUCGAUUGCACAACAAGGCUGGAAAUAUCGACAUUUUCUCUAGAUUUUCGACAGCUAUCUCUAUCAGCCCGUCUUGUCCAAAAGGCCAAGCUGAUCUCGUGAACGCGGCAGUUAGCUGUCGAAAAUUUGGUGAAAACUUUUUUCGAUUUUGUUCCUCGCUGCUGAUAAAAAGUCAGCUGAAAAAGAAUUCUUAACAUUUCCGGGACAUUUGUAUUGCCUUAUAGUCACCGACGUGCCCGUUUCUGGGUUCUUUGUAAAGCUAAAUAAUUUUGAACAUCAUAUGGUUGCUCUAGUUUUUUCUGUCCUUUGGCUUAGGGUUUGAAUUUGGAAACUGAAGACAGAUGUUCUCAGGCUUUUCUCAACGUUUACUGUAGGGUUUACUCGUGGAUAAUUCCUCUACAUUUUAAAAAUGGAAGAAACAACCAAUAGACACAACAAUAGCUACAAGAAACGUAUUUUAGUAUUACAAUUAUAUAUUUAUUAGAACCUUUUUGAAAUACGUACAUUAUUUUAGGCUGUAUCUUAAUGUAACGUUUUCAAAAAUUUCAAGAUUUCACUAAAUCCUCAGCUUGCAGCUGUCUAUGGCCACCGCCUGUUACUCGUUCCCGUUGUUACCUCAGCGAGAAGGAUCGAUGUUCGUAGGCCUACAAAAUCCUUCGUUUCCUGGGUGACUGCAGAAAGUCUACUUUUUCCCCAGCCCCACUAUCUCUGAGUCCUUAGGUUCGACCGUGGACAAAUACCCGCAGUUCUCGCAGGUGACCGAAAUUAUGUCAAAUAACGAAGGAGCAAAAGGGAAGAUAUUCAGUUUAAUAAUACUGAAAUGAACUGAGGAAUUUGGUAACCGUGGAUUCGUGUGAGAAUUAGACGCGAUUUAUCACUGUAAACACACGAGAGCCUAGUGAGGUUUUGGAAAAUCACCAGUAAAACAACUUAGAUGCAAUUUCAGUAUUAAGCCUUAAAUUUGUUUAUUCAAACAGUCUGUUUAGUUUUCUUGUAGUAUAGCCAGUUUCAGACGGUGUUUCCCUGGGGGAAAUUUCUUCAUUUAAUUUGGAAAAUCGUUAGAAAUGCUUGAUGUCAACAGAUAAAUUUUAUUCUACCUGUCAAAAAAACUUCAGCUGUAAUGACAAAAAUAGCAAGUGAGCUAAUCAAUAUGCUACUAAGCCAGCUUCGAUAGGCGCUCAUUAAUAUGAAACUGCGUUCAAAAACUACACAUUCAAGUUCUAACCUGCUUUGCGGCGUCCUUAGCGCUGUCUAUUGAUUCACAAACACUAUAUAAGUAUUUGCGAGAAAACAAAGAACACUACAUGAGGUAAGGUAUACACCUUUGCGUGUGCAACGAUAACUAAAGAGUCUAAACAAUCUAAAACGCCGCUGUAUAUGUCAACUUUUCCUUCAAGGUAGGAGACCACACAACCAAUAGGGGAGAAAUUUUUACAUCUUAGUGUCGUUACCUAGAAGCCGGAGGCAAAUUUACAUGUCGAUUUUAGCGGUGUGGCAAGCAAACAAAAUUGUAUUGUCUACCAUAUUUAAUAGCGUCCUCGCAGGUACUUAAUCGCUUUGGUAAUACGGUGCAGCAUUCAGCUUAAGAUUUUUCAAGCAUCUGAGCAACUGAACUCUACUCAAGAGCUUUCUCCAUCGCAAAUGUAGCUUGACGCAGUCCAGGGAGCACUUGGACAGAUGAAAUCUCAUUCGACUUGUCCUGUUAACCAUUUCGUCCAAAUUUCCGUGAAUUCAGAGACACUGAGCUUCUGCUAAACUCAAUAUCUCUAAACUGUACUGUAUAGCGGAGUUGAUUCUGCAUUACCCAACAGUUCGUAGAGGAAAAUUUUACUAUGAGUUAUUACCAACAAACGUCUUUUCAACCAGCGCAUUACUAUCCAUCAAACGAUCCUGUAGCUGGUGGAACUUUUCAAAGGGAAUUCCCUCCGCCAAAUUCAAGGGUGUACCUGGAACAGCCAUACCACCCAUAUCCCAUGGUAGCCCCGCAAACUACAGUGUUCGUUUACGACGAUCAUCCCGAUUUUCGUCAAAGGGACCAAGGCUUGUUAGCUGCAUUAUGUGCCGCAUGCUUGUGCUGUUGGCUGCUUCCACCUUUUCCUACAUGGCAUUGUUAA
Messenger RNA from Porites lobata, 24788 nucleotides. Lineage: Eukaryota; Metazoa; Cnidaria; Anthozoa; Scleractinia; Poritidae. The record is from the annotation of a GenBank genome assembly.